AUGGGAACGCCUCAGAUCGGCGGGACGCAUUGGUUAGCAGUCUCAAACAAAGAUAAGGCCUAUUUCGACCCUCUAGGAUUACCAAGACCACGUGUGAUACCAAAGGAUUAUUCCUAUCGCGAAAUGAAUCUUACAAACUUGGAUUAUAAGAUCAUCGACGAAUACGAAAAUUAUGACAAGUACUUUGUAAAGGUGUUUGGUCAGGGAGAAGCUUUCUGGUGUUAUUUCAUUUGCUAUGAUUUAGACGAGGAUGCGUUUGUUUUACAGGUCGAUCAAUUGCUUUGUCGUGAGCAUCCAUUCAAAUAUGGAGAGCACAUUAUGAUAAGUGCCGACAGUUGCGAGCUCGAGAUGUAA
Molecule: messenger RNA, 354 nt
Organism: Phytophthora sojae
Lineage: Eukaryota; Oomycota; Peronosporomycetes; Peronosporales; Peronosporaceae
Exons: 2
Coding region: 1-354 (117 amino acids)
Source: RefSeq, a predicted model, not a curated record